Molecule: messenger RNA, 779 nt
Organism: Zalophus californianus (California sea lion)
Lineage: Eukaryota; Metazoa; Chordata; Mammalia; Carnivora; Otariidae
Product: 40S ribosomal protein S12-like
Exons: 2
Coding region: 365-763 (132 amino acids)
Biological process (GO): translation
Cellular component (GO): ribosome; cytosolic small ribosomal subunit
Molecular function (GO): structural constituent of ribosome
Source: RefSeq, a predicted model, not a curated record
UUACAAUUAUCACUCAGACUGGCAGGGAGAAGGGGAGGGUGGCAGAGCAGCAGGAGAAGAAAUCUUUUCAAUCUGGAUGAACAGAUCAGCUGCCUGGGACACCAUGCUGUUCUGGCCAAGCCAGGGUCCCUGUGACAUCAUGCCCUACUCUCAUACUGUCAGCAGAAUCCCCUGAGGACAGCAGCUGCUGCUGCCUACAAACGACUCUCUGCUCGCUCCACUUGGGAACGCGCGCACGCCGCUUCUUCAUUCCUUCUUUUCUGUGAGGCUGCUCGUGUCCUUUCUACUCACCCAAGCCGCCGAGUCGCGCGGAGGCGGAGGGUCGCGCACAGUCGAGAUUCUGCUACACUUGUAAUCCACCGCCAUGGCCGAGGAAGGCAUUGUUGCUGGAGGUGUAAUGGACGUUAAUACUGCUUUACAAGAGGUGCCGAAGACCGCCCUCAUCCACGAUGGCCUACCACGUGGAAUUGGCGAAGCUGCCAAAGCCUUAGACAAGCGCCAAGCCCAUCUUUGUGUGCUUGCCUCCAACUGUGAUGAGCCUAUGCAUGUCAAGUUGGUGGAGGCCCUUUGUGCUGAACACCAAAUCAACCUAAUCAAGGUUCAUGACAACAAGAAACUAGGGGAAUGGAUAGGCCUCCGUAAAAUUGACAGAGAGGGAAAACCCCGUAAAGUGGUUGGUUGCAGUUGUGUGGUGGUUAAGGACUAUGGCAAAGAGUCUCAGGCGAAGGAUGUCAUCGAGGAAUACUUCAAAUGCAAAAAAUGAACAAAUAAACUUGGUU